Messenger RNA from Pteronotus mesoamericanus, 2912 nucleotides. RefSeq names its product CTP synthase 2 (gene CTPS2). NCBI's taxonomy places the organism in Eukaryota, Metazoa, Chordata, Mammalia, Chiroptera, Mormoopidae. The transcript is spliced from 19 exons. Gene Ontology annotation, biological process: CTP biosynthetic process; pyrimidine nucleobase biosynthetic process. The record is from RefSeq and is a predicted model, not a curated record. Gene Ontology annotation, cellular component: cytoplasm; cytoophidium. Gene Ontology annotation, molecular function: identical protein binding; CTP synthase activity. The coding region runs from base 245 to 2005 and encodes 586 amino acids.
GGCGGCGGCAGGAGAGGGAAAGGUGGGCUAAAGGGACGCCGUGCACCCCGAGGCCUGCACUGGCGGUGAGAAGGACCCGGGGGAGACUCCGGGACACCCCUAGCGGCGGCCCCCUACCCAGCCCGACAGGUGAGCGCGGACCGGCCACGGGGCGGAGCUCGCCGUACCCACCAGCCACCCUCCGGGAGCCACCACCGCAGAGCAGACUCUAUCUGGGUGCUGGCACCCAACCAUUCCUCUGCCAAUGAAGUACAUCCUGGUCACUGGCGGGGUCAUCUCGAGCAUUGGGAAAGGGAUCAUCGCAAGCAGCAUUGGGACGAUUCUAAAAUCAUGGGGACUCCGAGUUACUGCUAUCAAAAUCGACCCCUAUAUCAACAUUGAUGCGGGCACUUUUUCACCUUAUGAGCAUGGUGAAGUGUUUGUCUUAAAUGAUGGUGGAGAAGUUGAUUUAGACCUUGGGAACUAUGAAAGGUUCUUGGAUAUUAAUCUUUAUAAGGACAACAACAUCACCACUGGGAAGAUAUAUCAGCAUGUGAUUAAUAAAGAGAGGCGUGGUGACUACCUGGGGAAAACAGUACAAGUUGUCCCUCACAUUACUGAUGCUGUCCAGGAGUGGGUUAUGAAUCAAGCCAUGGUGCCUGUGGAUGGUCAUAAGGAGGAGCCCCAGAUAUGCGUUAUUGAGCUGGGUGGCACCAUCGGAGACAUUGAAGGAAUGCCAUUUGUGGAAGCAUUCAGACAAUUUCAGUUUAAAGCAAAGAGAGAGAAUUUCUGUAACAUCCAUGUUAGCCUUGUCCCACAGCCCAGUGCUACCGGAGAACAAAAAACCAAGCCCACGCAAAACAGUGUUCGUGCGCUGAGGGGGUUGGGUCUCUCUCCCGAUCUGAUUGUCUGCCGGAGUUCAACACCCAUCGAAAUGGCUGUGAAGGAAAAGAUUUCUAUGUUUUGUCAUGUGAACCCUGAACAGGUUAUCUGUAUCCAUGAUGUUUCAUCCACAUACCGAGUGCCUGUGCUUUUGGAGGAACAAGGCAUUGUUAAAUAUUUUAAAGAGAGAUUGCAUUUGCCUAUUGGUGAUUCUGCAAAUAAUUUGCUUUUCAAGUGGAGAAAUAUGGCUGACAGGUAUGAAAGGUUACAGAAAACGUGUUCCAUAGCCCUGGUUGGCAAAUACACCAAGCUGAGGGACUGCUAUGCCUCUGUUUUCAAAGCCCUGGAACACUCAGCUUUGGCCAUCAAUCACAAGUUGAAUCUGAUGUACAUAGACUCCAUUGAUCUGGAGCACACCACCGAAACUGAGGACCCUGUGAAAUUCCAUGAAGCGUGGCAGAAGCUAUGCAAAGCUGAUGGUGUUCUGGUACCAGGAGGCUUCGGAAUCAGAGGAACAUUGGGCAAACUCCAGGCGAUUUCUUGGGCGAGGGCAAAGAAGAUUCCUUUUCUGGGAGUUUGCCUUGGGAUGCAACUAGCAGUGAUAGAGUUUGCAAGGAACUGCCUUAACUUGAAAGAUGCAGAUUCCACAGAAUUUGAGCCAAAUGCCCGUGUUCCUGUGGUGAUUGAUAUGCCGGAGCACAACCCUGGCAAUUUGGGAGGAACAAUGAGGCUGGGAAUAAGAAGAACGGUUUUCAAAACUGAAAAUUCAAUAUUAAGGAAACUGUAUGGCGACGUUCCUUUUGUAGAAGAAAGACACAGACAUCGAUAUGAGGUGAACCCCAGCCUGAUCAAUCAAUUUGAGCAGAGCGACUUAAGUUUUGUAGGUCAGGAUGUGGAUGGGGAGAGGAUGGAAAUCAUUGAACUGGCAAAUCACCCCUAUUUUGUUGGUGUCCAAUUCCAUCCUGAGUUUUCUUCUAGGCCGAUGAAGCCUUCCCCUCCAUACCUGGGACUAUUACUUGCAGCAACUGGGAACCUGAAUGCCUUCCUGCAACAAGGAUGCAGACUGUCCUCCAGUGAUAGAUACAGCGAUGCCAGUGAUGACAGCUUCUCAGAGCCAAGGAUAGCCGAGCUGGAAAUAAGCUGAAAGUAAUACGUGACUCAGAAUGACAGGCACUGCCUGAGAAGGCUCUGAAGUAAGUGAAGACAAGAUAAAGCAAUUCUCUGAAGAAAUCACCAAACUGUUCUCCACCAAACAUAGGAUGAAAUCCUCGAAGGGAAUCUAGUAAUCUGUAUUUUCAUGAACCGGAACCAAAGGGGUACUUUCCUUUUUUCCUCCAGAGUCAGCCUUUGGGUCUCACAGAUUUCUGUAGCCUAUUAAACUUUUUCCAACAACCUCACUGGGGAGAAAGUGUAUUCUUGUUUUGUCUGGUGUAUCAUGAUGUCAGGUGGUGAGCAAGGAUCCAGGAACAUGCAAUAACUAAUUUUGAGUCAAAAAUGAGUCAUCCUGUUACCUGGAACUCAACCACAGACUUGGGUGCAGUCCAAGCUUUUUAGAAUUUCUCACCCUGUUUAUUUCUCGUUAAAAGGAAAUUUAAACAGGCCGGAGACUGGGGGUGGCAAGUAAAGCCUGUGCUCAGGCACAGAAUUUAAGGAGGCAUAAAAAACUCAGGAAUCAAGAUCAGUGCAUAUAUAUUUUUUAAUUGAGGUGAAAUACACAUAACAUAGAAUUAACCAUUUUAAAGCAAACAAUUCAGUGGCAUUAGGUAUGUUCACAAUGUUGUGCGACCACCACCUUUAUCUACUUCUGAAACAUUUCCAACACUCCAAAAUAAAAUCUCCACACCCACUAGCGGUCACCCCCCAUUCCUAUCUCCUCCCAGCCCAUAUUAACUUGCUAAUCCCCUCUCUAUUUCUAUGAUUUGUCUAUUCUGGAUAUUUCAUAUAAGUGGAAUCAUACAAUUUGUGGCUUUUUGUAUCUGGCUUCUUUCAUUUAGCAUCAUAUUUUCAAUGUUCAUCCCUGUUGUAGUGUGUGUUAGCGCUUCAUUCCUUUU